AGAACAAACCCCCCAAAACAGCUGCUCAUGAGCACAGAAGAACCCACAGAGAGAGCAGAGGAGGGAUCCCUCCCCCAGGAUGAACACAUUAUUAUAUUAUAACUUUUGUUAGGUAAUUCAUUCCUAACUUGUUAAGUUAUUUUAGUAGCAUGUUGUGAUGGUGAAAACCAAAUGGGAAAGUCUCCGUAAGCUGCAUAAGUUUAUUUUCAUUAUCGAUAAAUCUGUAGAUUUUCAAAGUACUAAAGAUUCCAUCAAAAUUACACCGCUAAACUUCUAGAGUUCUGUUUAGAAAAUAUAUUUUGGAAAAUAUCUAAACGUUGUAAGGCUUGAACUAGUUAAAUGUUUAAUAUUAUUUCUUCGUAAAAAGAAAUGCAUUCAAUUGUUGACAUUGUUGCUUAUUUGUCUGUCGAACCCACUGCUGGAGUGAGCGGUGCUCCUCCAUCAGCAGGUCAGGCCUCGUUCCUCACGUCACCGUGGGUUGAGGCCAUUUUGAAGUAGUGGCGCGUCUUCACCACCCGGGGGCGCAGUUUGUCUACCGUCUCCUACAUCGGCCUGAACUAUUAAACCCUAAACAAUCUCUGUUGAAGCUGAAGUGUAUUUUGCUAUUGGUGUUUUCGUCUAGAUUCCUUUCUCUCUCUCUCUGCGCUUUCUGUUCUCGCUGGUGAAGAUUCCUCUACUUCUGUAAACACCGUUCAGCCUUGUGCCUGAAUAAGGCAGUGCUCCUCACUUCUCUCCCCCCCCGCUACUUAACUCUUUGUCUCCCAGCCAAAAGAGUCUCCUGCUUCUCCCUCCAAAUCGAGUGUUGCCAAGUGCAGUAUUGUGCUUUUAGCCGCGACAGUUUGGUGCCACGAGGCUUCACCUCACGUGACCCAGGGAUCUGUGACAGGAGGAGGAGAACCUCUCCUGAGGGUGACGGAGACUUCUCCUCCUCCUCCUCCUCCACCUCCUCCUCCUUCCCAUCCUGGAUGGGUUGCGCAUGCAACCUCCACUUGCUCUCCGGACUCGUAUCCUCGCGAAGCGCUGCGGUGUGUGAGGUGUGAGGUCAGAGCCGGGGCUCUCUCCAGAACGGGCUCAUAAGAAGGUCCCCGUCCUCCUGCAGGCACACGGGUUUGCAUCCUGAGGAACAGGUGACACAUUCCAACAUUAUCAAGAAACAUGGAGUCGAAAACUGAUGUCGGAUCAGCAUCUGUGACCAGUGAAAAACUGGCUGCUAUUGAGGACGAAGAGGUUCUCAACAAGAUGUUGGACAAUGCAACAGAUUUUGAGGAGAGGAGAAUGAUGCGCGCCGCAUUAAGGGAGCUGCUCAAGAAAAAGAGAGAUAAACGGGAGCAGGAUCGAGGGUCGAGGCAGCAGGACUUGAGGCAGCAGGGCCUGGGCGGAGGAGGGAAGACGGGCGGAGGAGGCGGCGUAGGCAGAGCAUCCAUGAACCAACAGCCACCGGCAAACAGGUCGGCCGGUCAGAUCUCUCCAUCGGCGGGCAGCGCCGCCGGUCCCGCCGUAGCCUCGGCUCAGAAAUGUCCUCCUUCUGCAGCACCCAACGUUAAAAACGUCAAACAGAUGCUUCUGGACUGGUGCAGGGCCAAAACAGAGCCAUAUGAGGGGGUGAACAUCCGUAACUUCUCCUCCAGCUGGAAAGACGGCAUAGCCUUCUGCGCCUUGGUGCACCGCUUCUUCCCCGACGCCUUCGAGUACUCGACCCUCAACCCAAACAAGCCCAGGGAGAACUUCCAGCUGGCUUUCAACACUGCCGAGAGGCUCGCCGGCUGCCCCCCUCUGCUGGACGCCGAUGACUUAGUCCGGAUGAAGGAGCCCGACUGGAAGUGCGUGUACACGUACAUCCAGGAGUUCUACCGCUGCCUGGUGGAGAAAGGCCUGGUCAAAACCAAAAAGCGCCCGUAGAGUCUGAAAGGUCUCAUGAGCAAUGGUUUUGAAUUUUUACAAUGAAUACACGUCGAAGCAUGAGCCGAGGUAUUAAAAGAGAUAAUAUUAUGCAAUUUUUUCAACUAAAUAUUUCCAUUUUUGUCUCUGAUCUUAGAGUUGAUAUUAGUACGUAUCUGGCUAAAGGAAUUAUGUUACAGUAAAUGCAGAGUAAUGUGCAGCAUUUGUAUUGGUUUGUGUAUUGUGCAUUGUGCAUAUUAAUGCUCUCAGUGGACAGCUGGCUCUAAACUAUUCCAUUAAUCCAUGUCAGAGCCAUAUGUGGGAACAAAAUGUUAUCAUGAUGCUGUCGAGGGGCUUAAGUGUAUCGUGGACAAAUUUGAAUAAAUAGCAAUUCCAUUAUA
Gasterosteus aculeatus aculeatus (three-spined stickleback) is the source of this 2279-nucleotide messenger RNA. The record is from RefSeq and is a predicted model, not a curated record. NCBI's taxonomy places the organism in Eukaryota, Metazoa, Chordata, Actinopteri, Perciformes, Gasterosteidae.